Molecule: messenger RNA, 723 nt
Organism: Knipowitschia caucasica
Lineage: Eukaryota; Metazoa; Chordata; Actinopteri; Gobiiformes; Gobiidae
Source: the annotation of a GenBank genome assembly
AUGAGAGACGAGCUGGAGACGCUGGGGUGGUACCACUACGACCUGUCCCGGCACGCGGCUGAGGCUCUGCUGCUGAACAAUGGAGUGGACGGCAGCUACCUCCUGCGGAACAGCAACGAGGGGCCACAAAGCUUUGCUCUCUCUGUCCGGGCCAUGGAUUCAGUGAAACAUUUCCACGUAACGCGCAGAGAAAACCACUACGUGUUUGGCUUCAAUGAGUUCCCCAGACUCGAGGACUUUGUGAAGCACUUUGCCAACCAGCCGCUGUUGGGCAGUGACGCCGAAACUCUGUUGGUUCUGAAGUGCCCGUACCCAUGGCGCGUAGAGGAGCCGUCCAUCUACGAGUCGGUCAGGGUCCACACCGCCGUGCUGACCGGCCGCACAGAGAGCGACCUGGUGCCCAACGCCCCCGCGCUCGGAACCAAAGAGGGAUACCUGAUCAAACAAGGAGCGUUGGUCAAGAGCUGGAAACAGAGAUGGUUCACGCUGAGCAGAUACGAGCUGAAAUAUUUCCGUGACAGAGAGUGUGAAGAGCCCAUCCGGACCCUGGACCUGAGGGCGUGCUCUGCUGUCCAGUUCGACUACUCCCAGGACCGAGUCAACUGCUUUUGCUUGGUGUUUCCAGAAAGGACAUUUUACGCUUGUGCAAAGACUGGAGUGGAGGCUGACGAGUGGUUAAAGAUACUCAAAUGGAAGCUGUCACAGAUAAGAAAAGGAAGAUGA